Messenger RNA from Dovyalis caffra, 1722 nucleotides. The record is from the annotation of a GenBank genome assembly. NCBI's taxonomy places the organism in Eukaryota, Viridiplantae, Streptophyta, Magnoliopsida, Malpighiales, Salicaceae.
AUGUUGUGGUGCAAAGAAAGAGGCUUUUGUUGCAAGUGUUUGUAUUGGAGGAAAACCACCAAUUUGUUGCCGCCUGAACUUGACACCUUCUUUUUACCCGCUCCUCUUCCCGAUUGGCCUCAAGGCUGUGGAUUUGCUUCUGGAAGAAUAAACUUGGGCGAAAUUGAAGUUCUUAAAAUCUCCAGGUUUGAGUUUAUUUGGAGCAGCAAUCUCUUGCAGGACAAGAAAAAAGGUGUUUCAUUCUAUAAACCUCUGGGAGUGCCUAAUGGAUUCUAUAGCCUUGGCCACUAUUGCCAAUUCAACAGUAAACCCUUGCAGGGUUUUGUUCUUGUGGCUCGAGAGGCGGCUUGUUUUGAGCCAGUAGCUUCUAAUUCACCAGCUCUUCUAAAGCCCCUAGAUUAUACAUUAGUUUGGAGUUCAGAUGAUGGAAGUGAGGAGAAGUAUGGAGGAUGUGGCUUCUUCUGGCUUCCUCAGCCUCCUGAGGGUUAUAAGCCCUUGGGGUUUCUAGUCACCAACAAUCCAGACAAGCCAGAUAUGGAUGAAGUACGAUGUGUUCGAGCAGACCUGACCGAUGAAUGUGAACCUUAUCGUCUACUUCUUGAAUCAUUUUCUGAAUUAUUAAAUCUACCAGUUCCAGUUCGAGUUUGGAGUACAAGACCCACCCGACGAGGAAUGCUGGGGAAAGGUGUUCCAGUUGGCUCAUUUUUCUGUGGCUACUGGAUAUCUCGAGAGCAGUUGAAUAUUGGAUGCUUGAAGAAUUUAGAUCAUCAUCUACGUGCCAUGCCAAACCUUGAACAAAUCCAUGCACUCAUCAAGCACUACGGGCCUAGAGUUUUCUUUCAUCCCGAUGAAGUCUAUUUGCCAUCUUCUGUGUCGUGGUUUUUCAAAGAUGGAGCACUCUUGUACAAAGCUGGGGAUUCAUCUGGUGAACCCAUAGACGCUGACGGCACUAAUUUGCCAGGCGGCGGGACAAAUGAUGGUACAUUUUGGAUAGAUUUGCCUUCUGACGACGGAAGAAAUACUGUCAAACAGGGCAACUUGGAAAGUGCAAAACUUUACGUUCAUGUGAAGCCUGCUCUUGGUGGGACUUUCACUGAUCUUGCAAUGUGGGUUUUCUGCCCCUUCAAUGGGCCAGGUACUCUUAAAGUUGGACCACUGAAUAUUUCUCUUGGCAAGAUUGGGCAGCAUGUAGGCGAUUGGGAGCAUUUCACACUCCGCAUAAGCAACUUUACUGGAGAGCUGUGGAGUAUAUACUUCUCUCAGCACAGUGGUGGUGAAUGGGUUGAUGCUUAUGAUUUGGAGUACAUAGAGGGGAACAAAGCUAUUGUUUAUUCAUCAAAAGGUGGACAUGCUAGCUUCCCUCAUCCCGGGUGUUACCUCCAGGGUUCCACUAAACUUGGGAUAGGAAUAAGGAACGAUGCAGCACGUAGUAACUUAUAUGUGGAUUCAAGCACCCAUUAUGAAAUUAUUGCAGCAGAGUAUCUUGAAGGUGAAGGUAGUGAUUUCGUUGAGCCUCAUUGGUUGCAGUUUAUGAGAGAGUGGGGUCCAACGAUUGUCUAUGGUUCAACAAUCGAGCUAGAUAAGAUAAUUAAUCAUUUGCCCUUGAGGUUUAGAUAUUCAGUGGAGAACAUAUUUGACAAGUUUCCAGUGGAGCUGUAUGGAGAAGAAGGUCCUACUGGGCCAAAGGAGAAGAACAAUUGGGUCGGAGAUGAAAGAGGCUAG